This is a messenger RNA of Tauraco erythrolophus (red-crested turaco), 2291 nucleotides long. Lineage: Eukaryota; Metazoa; Chordata; Aves; Musophagiformes; Musophagidae. The record is from RefSeq and is a predicted model, not a curated record.
GGCACUUCGUUGCUGAUAGACAGCAACAGGCUCCAUCAAGGGAAGGAAGGAACCACAUAUUUCUUAGUCGUGGACAAUGCCGUCUCGGAAGAUGGUGGUGUUUAUACCUGUGUUGCCAAAAAUGCAGGAGGGGAGGUUUUGUGCAAAGCAGAACUUGUUGUACUUGAAGCAGCAAAGAAAGUGGCCACCAGGAGAAAGCUCCAUUCCCUUUAUGAGGUUAAGCAGGAGAUUGGAAGGGGCUGCUUCAGCUUCGUGAAACGAGUUGUACACAAAGGGAACAGGGUGUCUUGCGCUGCCAAAUUCAUACCCCUCCGAAGCAAAACGAAGGCUCGAGCUCAUCAGGAGAGGGAUAUUCUUGCCUCGCUGUCCCAUGACAGAAUUACCAGGCUCCUGGAUCAGUUCGAAACGCGGAAAACACUGAUUUUGAUUCUGGAGCUAUGCUCCAGCGAAGAGCUGCUUGACCGUUUAUUCAAGAAGAGUGUCGUCACUGAAGCAGAGGUCAAAUUGUAUAUCAAGCAAAUUUUGGAAGGAAUCAAAUAUCUUCAUGACAACAACGUCCUUCAUUUGGACAUUAAGCCGCUGAAUAUCCUCAUGGUUUACCCUGAAAGGGAAGACCUUAAGCUCUGUGACUUUGGAUUUGCUCAGAAGAUCACGCCCUUUGAACCUCAGUUCAGCAAAUAUGGGUCUCCGGAGUUUGUCGCCCCAGAAAUUGUUUCUCAGUCACCAGUGUCAAAAGCAACUGAUAUCUGGGCUGUUGGAGUCAUCACAUACUUAAGCCUAACGUGCAAGUCUCCGUUUGCUGGGGAGAACGACAGAGGAACCCUUCUAAAUAUCCAGAACGGGGAAAUUUCAUGGACCAUUCCUGAUUUUGUUCACCUGAGUGAAGACGCAAAGGACUUUAUAAAAGGGAUCCUACAGCAGCACCCCACAGCCAGACCUAGUGCUUUGGACUGUCUUUCCCACAAGUGGUUCAUGCAUAAUCUCCCCCUCGAAGCAGCUCAUUUCAUUAAUACCAAGCAGCUUAAAUUCAUUGUGGCUCGGAGCAAGUGGCAGCGGUCUCUGAUGUGCUAUAAAUCCAUCCUGGUAAUGCGGUCUAUCCCAGAAAUCCUAGAAAGGACUCAUGACAACACCUCCCUGGCUAUCUCCCGACAUCUUAUUGAGGAAAGCACUUCGUCUAGUACCAGCGGCUCCUCUUCAGACAAUGAGAACUCACAUUUCCCCAAGAAGAGGCAUUUUGGCUCUACACCUGAACUGCACUUGUCCAUAUUUGAUGCACCAAGCCAUCAGGAGCCUCCAAAACGUGCAGGGGAAGAGAAGCACUCCAAAAUCUCAGUCCCUCCAGUAAAACCCAUGAGAAGGAAGUAUGCUUCAAUGAAAGCUGAGUUUGAACUGGAAGAAGAAGAAGGAAAGUCUGAUGAUGGAGAUGAUCACAGGGAAAGUCUGCUUGGUUCCUUGACCAAAUCAGCUUCAUUUGACACUGCAAGGAAACCACCACAUCCUGCCAUUGCUGGCGCUAGCCGAAGCCGUUCGCUCGACGACUACAGGCUGAGAGCCUCAAGAUCAGAGGGCAAACUGUCCACUGCAACUCUCAGACAGUCCGAGCCCACCUCCAAGUCAGCCCCUACCACACCUUUGUUUGUCGAGGAGCUCAUCGAUCAGGCUGCUGCCGUCGGACAGUGCGUGACGCUGUCGUGCCGGACGGCAGCUCACUCCUCCCUGCACAUCGACUGGUUCAGAGAUGGGAUUCCUGUCCGCAGCAGCAGCCGGAUUCUCAUCUCAGCCACGCUCAAGAACUUCCAGCUGUUAACUAUCCUCUCUGUUAGUGCUGAGGAUUUUGGUAUUUACACCUGUGUGGCCACAAACUCCCUGGGCUCAGCAUCCACCUCUUGCAUCAUAAGAAAAGCAGAGGUUCCUCCCAGCCCUCCACCCCCCGACAUCGUGGAGGUCUAUGAGGAUGGAGUGCAGGUGGUCUGGAAACCUGUGGAAACCAACACCCCCGUCCAUUACACUGUCCAGUGCAAGAGUGAAGAUGGGGAGUGGACGACUCUUGCUUCUGACAUCACUGACUGCUGCUACUAUGCCAAAAAUCUCUCCGAGGGGUUUAUCUACCGCUUCAGGACAGCCUGCACCAGUAAAGCAGGAUUUUUUUUACAGCGACCCGUCUGCCCAAAGCUUCAUGCUGCAAUGCAGUACUUCCCAUCAGCUGCUACUGAAGAAGAAAGUGAGAUAAUCACACCAUCCGAGCCUUUUCCAACCUACCAAACCUACGCCUUCCAAACAGAGAUCAAAAG